AUGACUCCUAAGAAAAAAAUAUUUCAGAAUUUUCAAGGUAACGAUAAUGAAAUAUUAAGUCCAACAAAAAAGGGGAUAAAAUUAAAUGUUAGUAAAUUAAAUAUUUUAAAUUUUGAAAGCACAAUAAUAACAAAAGAAGAAACUAAUUAUGAAUACAACGCAUCAUUAAAUAAAGAAAUAGAUCAGGUGUUAAAUAACAAAAUAAUAAAUACACAUAAUAAUAAAAAAAAUAAUUUACAUUUAUAUGAUUAUAAUAAUAUAAAAAAUAGUACACACGAAUUUUAUAUUGAUUUAAACGAACAAAAUAAGCAAAGCAUUAAGUAUAAUGAUAACAAGUUUACUCCUAUAAAUAAAAAAGAAAAAUAUAAUCUUGAUGAAACCUCUUCUUCAUCUAUAUCAUCAUCAUUAACAAAUUCUGUGGAUGAAAACAAAAAAAAAAAAAUUAAAAAGAAUAAUAGUACUAUUAUAAAUAUAUUAAAAAAAAAUAAUAAUAACAACAAUUCUAAUAUACAUCAUAAUAAGAAACAUAACAUUUAUAAUAAAUAUAACAUAUCGAAAAAAACACAAAACAAAGAUAUACAUACCCUUCCCUCCAAUCAACAAAUAGAAAAAAAAAAUAAUAAUAAUACAUAUAAUACAUAUCAAGAUAAAAUGAAAAAAAAUAUAUCAAGAAAAAAUACACAUAAUAUAAAGUAUAAUCAAAAUAAAGAUAUACAAACCAAAAGGACAAGUGAUCAAAGUCAAGAUCAAAAUAAUCAUUUCGAAAGAAGAAUUUUAAGAAGUUAUACCAGAAACAAUGAUCAUGUGAAAAACAAUUUAAAAAAUAAUAUUAAGAAUAAUAAUACACUUAAAAGAUCUAGCCAGUCUCUUAGAAUUGAUUCUGACUUGGACUUGUCAAGUGCUCAUCAAAAUAAACGAAUUAAGUAUGAUGAAAAAAAUGUAAUACAUAGGAAUAAUAAUAAUAAUAAUAAUAAUAAUAAUAAUAAUAAAACACCGAGCAAUAAUCAUAAUAAUAAAACAGCGAGCAAUAAUCAUAAUAAUAAAACACCGAGCAAUAAUCAUAAUAAUAAAACAGCGAGCAAUAAUCAUAAUAACAAAACAGCUAGCAAUAAUCAUCAUAAUAAUCACCAUAAUAAUAAAACAGCGAGCAAUAAUCAUAAUAAAAAUUACAAAAAACAAACUGACAGUAAACAUACAAAUAACACUCAAAAUAAUAAAUACAAUAAAACAAAAACAACAAACACUUUUAAGCAUCCCUCAAAAGAUCAUACAGAUGUAAACACAACAAUUUAUAAAAGCAGAUAUAUCAACACAUAUACAAUGGAUGAAGUACAAAAAUCCAUAAAAAGCAAUACAAUAAAACUUGUUAAAGAAAAUUCUUGUGAAUAUCAAGACGGUAUUAUAUAUGAAACCAUUCAAAUUAAUGAUGAGGAAUAUAGCAUAGGAGAAGAUGUACUAAUUUUCUAUACACCUAAUAAUAAUAAUAAUAAUAAUAAUAAUAAUUCAUAUAAUGAAAAAAGAGAUGAUAACAAGAAUCAAAAUAAUAAUAUAAAAGAAAAUAUAUAUCUACUAAAAAAAGGGAAAAUUUCAAGCUUUUAUAAAAGUACAAACAGUAAAGUUAUCCAAGUAGAAAUAUGUUUUUAUUAUGACGAAAGCGAUGAACAACGUAUAAGAGAACUUGAAAAAAAACAAACAUCUAGGAGAUGUAAAGAAGAUUUCAAUAUGUAUCUUCAUGAUGAUACGAAAUAUUAUAAUCUCCUAGGAAAUAUUAAUUUCACAAUAUUAGAUGCUAAUUAUAUUUAUAAAAAAAUUUAUGUCUAUAAUGAAAUAGAAACCUUUGAAGAAGAUACACAUGCAAGAAAAGGAAAAAAUAAAUUUCUAUGUACACAUUAUAUAAAAGAUAAAGAAGAUCGAUUAUGUUUUAUACCAAAUCAAAAUCACUGGGAUAAUUUAGUUUUAGGUUCUAGUGAUUUAUAUUAUUAUUUUGCUAAUGAAAAAAAGUUAAAUAAAAAUAAAUCUUUAAAACUAAUUAUAGAAAAGUUAAAGAUAAAUGAUAAGAUAAACGACACACAAGAAGGAAAUCACAAAAAAAAAAAUAAUAAAAAGGAAUAUAUAAAUAAAGCUCAAACAACCACAAAUGUAAAUGCAAAUACACAUACCAAAACAUUAAGUCAUCAUAAUAAAUCCAAAACAACCAAAAAUAAAGAAAGUAGUUCCACUUCUUUUUUACAAGAUGUUAAAAAAAAAUCUGAUCCUCAGAACAACGAUUUCCAAUCAUCUCUAAAAGAAGAUCAAGAAAAUUAUUAUAUUAAUUUAUUAAAAAAUAUAAAAGAUCCAACAGAUAAAGCUAUACGUAUGAUGCAAUUAGAUGUCGUACCUAAGUAUCUACCAUGUAGAGAAAAAGAAAUUAAAGAAGUACAUGGGUUCUUAGAAUCAGGAAUUAAACAAUCUGGAAGUAAUCAAAUUUUAUAUAUUAGUGGAAUGCCAGGAACCGGGAAAACCGCAACUGUUUAUAGUGUAAUACAAUUAUUACAAAAUAAAAGUAGAAAAAAAUUAUUACCAACAUUUAAUGUAUAUGAAAUUAAUGGUAUGAAUGUUGUUCAUCCGAAUGCAGCUUAUCAAGUUUUCUAUAAACAACUUUUCAAUAAAAAGCCACCAAAUGCUCUAAAUUCCUUUAAAAUAAUUGAUAGACUAUUUAAUAGAUCCCAAAAAGAUAACAGAGAUGUAUCCAUUUUAAUAAUAGAUGAAAUAGAUUAUUUAAUAACGAAAACACAAAAAGUACUCUUUACCUUAUUUGAUUGGCCUACGAAAAUUAAUAGUAAAUUAAUUCUUAUCGCUAUAUCAAAUACCAUGGAUUUACCAGAUAGACUUAUACCUAGAUGUAGAUCAAGGUUAGCUUUUGGUCGAUUAGUUUUUAGUCCAUAUAAAGGAGAUGAAAUCGAAAAAAUUAUUAAAGAAAGAUUAGAAAACUGUAAAGAAAUCAUAGAUCAUACAGCUAUUCAAUUAUGUGCAAGAAAAGUUGCAAAUGUAUCAGGAGAUAUCCGAAAAGCACUACAAAUUUGCCGUAAAGCUUUCGAAAAUAAAAGAGGACAUAAAAUCGUACCCAGAGAUAUAACAGAAGCAACUAAUCAAUUAUUUGAUUCUCCUUUAACAAGCGCAAUCAAUUAUUUACCUUGGGCAUUUAAAAUCUUUCUUACAUGUCUUAUAAUCGAAUUAAGAAUAAUAAAUGAAUUUGUUAUACCAUAUAAAAAAGUAGUAAAUAGAUAUAAAAUACUUAUCGAAACAAGUGGGAAAUAUAUAGGAAUGUGUAGCGAUAAUGAACUAUUUAAAAUUAUGUUAGAUAAGUUAGUGAAAAUGGGAAUACUCCUUAUCAGACCAUAUAUACCAUUAGAAAAUACAUCUAAAAAUAAAUCUAAAGAAGCAUUAUUAGGUUUUAAUGAAUCCUCCAAAAAAACAAAUAACCAAAAAAUUACUAGGGCACAGGUAAGUCCAGAUAUUGAUAAGGAAUCUGGGGACAUGGGCAUAGAACUCAACAUCGAAACGCAAUUAAUUAUAACAGCCUUAAUGAAGGACCCGGACUGUUCAAAGAAAUUAAACUUUUACUAG
Plasmodium reichenowi is the source of this 3606-nucleotide messenger RNA. Its product is annotated as origin recognition complex subunit 1, putative. Gene Ontology annotation, molecular function: DNA replication origin binding; ATP binding; ATP hydrolysis activity. Gene Ontology annotation, biological process: mitotic DNA replication checkpoint signaling; DNA replication initiation. The coding region runs from base 1 to 3606 and encodes 1201 amino acids. The record is from RefSeq and is a predicted model, not a curated record. The transcript has a single exon. Lineage: Eukaryota; Apicomplexa; Aconoidasida; Haemosporida; Plasmodiidae. Gene Ontology annotation, cellular component: nuclear origin of replication recognition complex.